This is a messenger RNA of Cadophora gregata, 2338 nucleotides long. RefSeq lists its product as uncharacterized. The transcript has 4 exons. Bases 307 to 2151 code for a protein of 614 amino acids. The record is from RefSeq and is a predicted model, not a curated record. Gene Ontology annotation, molecular function: zinc ion binding; DNA-binding transcription factor activity, RNA polymerase II-specific. NCBI's taxonomy places the organism in Eukaryota, Fungi, Ascomycota, Leotiomycetes, Helotiales, Ploettnerulaceae. Gene Ontology annotation, biological process: regulation of DNA-templated transcription.
CUGCAAUCUUCCCCGGACAUCUCCUCGCACAUACUGCACGAGAAGGUAGAAGGAGAGCAAGCAAUUCCAGUGGCUCGCUCGUGGGCAAGAAAGUGGCACAGCUACAAGACACGCAUGUCCUCUUUUCACCCCACAAGAGUGUAAAGGAACAGAAAGACGGCUGCCUGGAAGUUUUUUUUGUAGUGAACAGCUCUCGAGUCCUGUCAUUUUGAUCUUAAGAGGCCGUAGUAGUUGAGUGUGGAAAAAAUCCAUUCUCGAAUAUCAUUCUGAGCACCCCCGCUAUCGUUAGCUUUGGAUCUGUCCAUUAUGGUGUACUGCGGGAAACCGUCGAAGGGGUGUGCGAACUGCAGAAAGAGAAGAAUUCGAUGCGACCAAGCUUUGCCGUCAUGCGGACAGUGUACAAAGAUCAAGAAAGAAUGUCCCGGCUAUCGGGACAUGCUAGACCUCUCUUUCAGACACGAAUAUAGCAGUGUAAUUGAAAAGGUAAAUGCAAGAAAUGAACGAAAGACUGUUGAACGACAAAAACCACAGUCCACUGCAUGGUACCCCAAAGACAACCCAAAGUCGAACGAGAGUGCAUAUGAUCAACCUCCAUCGCCUCCCAAAGUAUUUGAAUGGGAUACUUUCAGUUUCAGACAUGACGACUUCUCAGAAAUUAUGUGGAAAAAUGGCUCCACCUCACCUACUAGACCCAUGUCUACCUUCUCAAUGUUUCCAACCAUCGAGGAUCGCGGAGUGGCGUUUUUCGCUGCGAACUUCGUGACACCUCCUGGCGGACCCACUCAUGGCUCUUUUACUAGUCUCUAUGAGAUUAAACAGUUCACAGGAAGUUUGGAUGACCCCCUCGUGGCUGGUAUUACCGCGACAGGUCUCGCUUGCUUCGCCAAUACCACGAAGUCCGACGAGGUGAUGCGGCAUGCACGAAGGCAAUAUACCGUUGCUCUUCAGCUAAUCAACAAAGCGCUCGGGUCGCCUGAAGAUGCCUUAAAAGACAGUACUUUGCUUGCAGUUCUCGUUCUCGCGGUAUUUGAAACGACCGCUGGAUCAAAAAAGUGUAUGUUUUAUCGUCAUGCUCUCAACAGCCACGGGACUAACCAUCACUAUAUAGUAUCCUUGAAAGAAUGGAGGCAUCACAUGAAUGGAACAGCAGCACUACUCAAACUUCGAGGCCGUCCUCAGCUGUGGACACCGAUCGGAUUCAAGCUCUUCAUGCAUGCUAGCACUCACGUAAUGGUAGGCUGUCUUCAUCGUGAGAUCGCCAUGCCACCGGAGCUCCUCGAGCUUCGGCAAGAAGCAUUCCAGUGCGUCAAUGAAGAACCGGUAUGGCAAUAUCUGAAAGUAGCCGAUGAGUUUACUAUUUUCCGUGGUGCUGUACGGAAUGGCACUCUCGCGAAUCCCGAGGAAAUCAUCAGGGCUGCCCUGAUAAUAGACAGGAAAUUGCAUCAGAUAUUCACAGACGUAUCACCUGGGUGGAUCUACGAAACGGUUGUCUGCGAAGUCGAGCAGGAUAUUGUUUUCCAGAACCGGUAUGAUAUUUACCAUGACCAUUGUAUAGCGCAAACAUGGAAUGGCAUGCGCACUGCUCGAAUAAUGCUAAACGAGACCAUCUGCUUCCAACUCACGCGGCUCAGCGAGUCAACUACUGGAUAUGAGAGCCGGUGGGAACAGUCAACUCAGAUAUGCAUCGAAAUGAGCGACGCCAUCCUCCGCAGUGUCCCACAGCACUUAGGUCACAUCUCCCGUCGACCGUUCCAAGGAGAUGGUACAACUUCCCAUGUAACAGAGCCUUUGGAAAGGGACCCCUCGUAUCCGUCACUGGGAAGCUGGUUCCUCCUGUGGCCUCUGUACAUCGCAGGUACAACUCGGGUAGCCACCCCGGAAAUGCGUGCCUACGCAGGGACAAUACUAGAAUACGUCGGCGAGACAGUAGGGAUCAAGCAAGGUACCAACCUCGCGUCCUUUAUAAGAGAACAUGCUUUCCCGGGACAUGAAGCUGCGGGAGCGGGUCUGGGAAUGGCUGUUGAUGAGAAUGGGAAGAGGAUCGGCGCCUUGAGAGUGAUGAUGGAUCGGGAGGAUGCAGAGAUGGAAGAAGAGGGAAGGACGCUGGUGGAUGACGGGUGGAAACAGACAGUAGAUCGAGACGAAGGCUAAGGCGGAAUCGAGGUUCACAUCGAUUGAAGAAUACCCGAAGGACACCAUGAUGGAUGAUCUUCAUUCGCAGGUCAUGAGACACCUUCAUCCGGCUGCAUGAUAAAACGUCUGGGAAGUGAUGGCAACUGGAGUAUACAAGGUUGCAUACAGCCGCUGAAGAGACGUGACUCGGAGUGCUAAGCGACGU